AUGAUAUUUCUUUAUUAAAUAUAAAUGAGAAUUUGAUUUUUAACAAUACACAAUGGCGAAAAAGGAUUCAUGCAGUCGACCGCACGUAGUGGGACAAAGGCUUGAUGUUAUUGUUGUUGUUGCUUAUACAUUAUUUAAGAGAAGAGAUGAGUAUCUUAUAACUUAUAAGAAUGGAUAUAGUAAAAUUCAGAAUGAUUAUUUUCGUAUAAGAAAAAUAGAUCAUUUAAAUUACAAAGAUUGUAAAGUUAUUUUGAGUGAAAGUUUAUGUACCCAACAUCACUUAUUAGUUUUGAAUUUUAAGAUGAAGGGGCAUAGGAUAAAAAAUAAAUUAAAUCGUUGUUCUAGAAUUAGAUUGUGGCAUUUAAAGAAUAUUAAAAAAUAUAUAUUUGAGAGUAAGAUUCUAAAUUUUAAGAUUUUGUUUGUAUAUGAGGAAGCUAAUUAUAUGUCGGAAAAAGUAGCUAGUGAUAUUAAGAAUGCUGUAAAAGAUGUGCUUGAAGUAUCAAAAGAAAAAGUUACUAAUAGUAAAAAUAGUUUCUGGUGGAAUCAAAAUGUACAAAAAAAGAUAAAAAAUAAGAUUUGUUAUAACAAUUAGUUUAGCCGUAAAAACUCUGAUAACUGGGAAAGAUAUAGGGGCUGUUUGGUUGCCUGAAUUAGGAGUGUAAAGUAAAACAAUUACAUGUAUUUAUUAAAUUUGGUUAUUUGGUUAAUUUUGAGCGGAGUAAAAGAAAAGUCUCGGAUGCAUUAGGCGUGUAUUACAGAGCUUGUUUUGAGCGAAUUAGAAACUCGCUCAUAUUGAGCGGGUUAUAAAUUCGCUCGAUUCGCGUCCUUGCUGUUCGGCUUCAUUGCUUCGCAGGAGGUGUAAGAUUGCACGAGAGGCUUCUUCGGCUCCUUCCUUCUUGUUCGACUUCGCUUUUUCGACGUGACGGGAGCUCGCAAGUUCGCAUCAUUGCUGUUCGGCUUCAUUGCUUCGCAGGUGGUGUAAGAUUGCACGAGAGGCUUCUUUGGCUCCUUCGUUCUUGUUCGACUUCGCUCCUUCGACGUCAUGCUCUUGGCAAUCCGAGCGAUCAUUUAUUUGUGCGAUGUAAUGCCGAGGGCGGCUGAUGCCAUUGUACGGCACGGAGCCUUGUCUGUUCUACAUGGCCGGCUGCUCUUGAUCGAGUACUUGGACGUGGCUGAGCAAUCCUUGCAAGCAUUAGAGAAUUUAUCUCGGAAGCAACCGGUGCCCUGUUUACAAACAGGGACGAUAAUGGCCAUCUUGGGUUUCAUGGACUUUUUCUCCACAAGCGUCCAGGGGCAUUUGUUCAGGGACAUGGGACUUGAUCUGCUUCAUAGAGCAUCUAUGCAUUGCUAGUCUUGUGAGACUGUUUAUUGUAUCUGUGCUCACCUAUAUAAUUCUGCUCUUCUUUUACCUCUUGUUCAAAGUUGGCAUCAUUCAAUGCAUUGGGAGAAGUUUUUGCAAAAUGACCUGGGCUGCUUGUGAGGCAUACUGGACAGCAUUGGAGGAUAUCAGCUGCUUCUUCUGGCAUAAACUGAAGGACACUAAACGUGUCUAUCGACGAAGGUUCGAGGACAUGGAAGAGGAGUUCAGCACGACUGAUACUGACCCUUCAGAGGAUUAUGAGAGCAUUAGAGUCACGAAUAGGCGAAAGUCGGUUCGGGACAAACGGAAAGAUCGACUGAGACAAUCUUUGUAUCCAAAGAGCCACAGUUCAUUGAAAAGGAGACAGAGAAGUGGCCUUCGCCACCAUGUGAGGUUGAAGACAAGUGAGGUUUCAGUCCAUGUUGAAGGCUCACGGAGGAUAAAGAAGGCAGGGCAGAUCCAAUUGAGACACAGAGAGCAGCAUAUUGGACCGAAAUUGUUCAACAGGCGAAGAAGAUGAUGCUUAAAAUAAGUUUUUUUUUUCUUAUCUAGUUAAUUAUGCUAAAAUUCAGACAAUUCUACAGUUCAUAGUGAAAUGCAUUGAAUUUCAAUGAACCCAGGGAUUAUUUGAAUUCAAAACUGAAUAGUAGUACUUUUGUUUUA
Molecule: messenger RNA, 2023 nt
Organism: Dendrobium catenatum
Lineage: Eukaryota; Viridiplantae; Streptophyta; Magnoliopsida; Asparagales; Orchidaceae
Product: E3 ubiquitin-protein ligase UPL4
Exons: 4
Coding region: 1043-1351 (102 amino acids)
Biological process (GO): protein polyubiquitination; proteasome-mediated ubiquitin-dependent protein catabolic process
Molecular function (GO): ubiquitin protein ligase activity
Source: RefSeq, a predicted model, not a curated record